AUGUAUGUUCUGUGGGCUUGUAUUGUGGGUCUUUCCCUAAUCGGCCGUUCCCAUCAGCAGUCCGUUCAUUGUCUCCCUACAGAAUUCUCCAGUCACAACUGUUCCUGUAUAGACAAUGAUAUCCUCUGCCAGGGCAUCGUAGUGCUAGCCUCUCUCAUCAAUCCUGUUGCAAUGAACUCACUCAGCAUAUAUAACAGUCCAAAUCUACAACUCCCAAAUAACACUUUCGAACACCUUACUUUGACGAGGCUAUCUCUAGCAAACAAUGAUUUAACUGAUAGUGAGUUUCAUUUCAACACAUUUAAAGGUCUUACUGUUGAAGACCUAGAUCUGAGUAACAACAGACUGACGGAGAUUCCCGAAGCCGUCAUCAAUGUUGAAAACAUCAGAGGUUUGAGCGUGUCUGGAAAUCCUCUUGAAAACUUCCAUGAUCAAACAACAAAAAUGAAGGAAAUUGGAAACACUUUACUUCGGUUUUCGUUUGGAAGUGAUGAGUUCGACUCCAAAUGGCCUAUUGAGUUGAAAUACUUUCCUCGUCUGGAGGAACUCAAUGUGACGGGUGGAGGGUUUUCAUUAAUGCCUAUUGAAGCUUUUUAUGGUUUUGAAAAAACACUUAGGAAAUUAUCGAUGUCACACACGAACUUGAAAUCUGUACCCCUUGCUUUCGCCAGGCUGGACUACAUGACCGAGCUUCGUUUCGAUCACAAUCAAGAAGUAGGGGACUUUGGAAUGAACGUGCCGCUGGUUCACGGUAUACUAAAGCAUAUUGGACUGGUAACCCUGAAAGAUGACAAUAUUACUACCUUUCCCAAGAUCUUAGGAAAGUUUGAUAACCUUACUAAACUAGAAAUGGGUGAAAAUUUGUUGAAAUUUGUCAGCGACCAGUCGGCCAAUUCCAUCAAACGUGUUACAAGUCUGAGUCUACACAAUUCGAACAUAUCGCGAAUACCUGGAGCACUUCAGGAUAUGACAACAUUGAAGGAGAUUGAUCUGUCCUUAAAUGGAAUACACAGCAUACAACGACAAGAUCUGGAAAAGCUGACGAAUCUACAGGUUCUCAACUUGAAUGACAAUCCUUUAGAAUAUGUUUCUGACAAUGCUUUCAAGAUGUCGCAACAGCUAUCCAGGGUGGAAUUCCGUAACACUCACCUGAAGAUUGUACCCUGUGCCAUAAAGUAUCUUCCUCUGCGUUCUAUGAAUAUCACUAUUGAUUUGACUGGCAAUGAUAUUGAAUGCACUUGCUCUCUGCAGUGGCUGUACAGUUGGGGAAGUCAUGACAUAACUAGCAACAGGAAUCAGCAUCUUAGUAUCCUUGGCAACUGUUUGACUAUCGACAGCACCAUUCAAGACUACUUUGAUAAAACACUGCAUACUUGUCCCAAUUCCUAUCUGUGUGACAACGUUAACCCUGCAGCGUCAAGUCAUUGA
Messenger RNA from Ylistrum balloti, 1428 nucleotides. RefSeq lists its product as uncharacterized. Gene Ontology annotation, molecular function: protein binding. The transcript has 2 exons. The coding region runs from base 1 to 1428 and encodes 475 amino acids. The record is from RefSeq and is a predicted model, not a curated record. Gene Ontology annotation, cellular component: extracellular matrix. NCBI's taxonomy places the organism in Eukaryota, Metazoa, Mollusca, Bivalvia, Pectinida, Pectinidae.